This is a messenger RNA of Suillus discolor, 1278 nucleotides long. RefSeq lists its product as uncharacterized. Gene Ontology annotation, biological process: DNA strand invasion; double-strand break repair via homologous recombination. Gene Ontology annotation, cellular component: Rad51B-Rad51C-Rad51D-XRCC2 complex; replication fork; centrosome. The record is from RefSeq and is a predicted model, not a curated record. NCBI's taxonomy places the organism in Eukaryota, Fungi, Basidiomycota, Agaricomycetes, Boletales, Suillaceae. The transcript is spliced from 3 exons. Gene Ontology annotation, molecular function: four-way junction DNA binding. Bases 171 to 1190 code for a protein of 339 amino acids.
GGUAGGUGGGUGGUAAGAACACCGCCGCGGCACUAGUACAUGAUAGUACAAACGUCUUGUGGCACAAUGCAAAUCGAGUCGUAAGUGGCUCUCAUCGACCACGGCAUCUUUCAGUUCAGUAAGUCCGUUAUAUUAGAUGUACGAGAUUGACAUUUCACUUUCGAACGCAGAUGGCUUCCUUGCUAAACGAGAUUCCUCGAGAGUCCCUUCAAAACUUGCUUUCCUCUGUAAGGGUAUACGCUCCGCCUCACAUCUCAGCGCCUGCACCGCUGCUUUCAUCCCUCAGCCGCGGAAAUGUCAUAGAGGUCCAGGGUCCUGCUUCGUCAGGGAAAACCCAUCUCUUGUAUCAUUUUGUACUGCUCUGCAUUGCUCCGUCAAGGCAAAUGUCUAUCGACUUUGGGGGGAAUGGAUUGGCUGCAGUCAUCUAUGACACAGAUGCAUCGUUUGAUGUCGCAAGACUCCAUCAGUUGCUAUUGGCUCGUCUGUCGCUUUUUCUCCCUCACAACAUCGAGAUGGCACGACGUUUAACUGAGGAAUCGCUGCACCGUCUACAUGUCUUUCGGCCAACUUCGCUCCUCCAACUCGCCACCAGUCUUUUACAUCUUCCAUCCUAUCACAGAGUCUCCAUACCAGAGCACGAAAUAGGUCUUAUUGCCGUGGAUUCAUUGAGCUCAUUUUAUUGGACCGACCGUUUCAUCGCGGAGCAGAUGCGCAAUGUGCCCCACAGGGAACCAGAGCCUUCAUCGGUAAACCCACUCCAGCAUGUGCUUACGGCACUUGGUCGACUCCGCUUGUCUCAUGCCCCUUUCAUCAUAUUGACCAAUUGGGGUCUGAAUCUCGCUUCGCAAUCCAGUGGACCGGUGACGUUCUACAAGCAGCACUUACAUUCAUUCCCUGUUUACUCUGAAAACCUUGACGCGAGCGCUCUGCCCAGUUCAAUAACGGACGAUCUUCCACCAACGCCCAUGCCGCUUCCCCUUACGCACCACGUCACCUUACUCCCGGUAUCGAUACCUCCUUUUGCCCCAGAGAUUUCCCUGGGUGAUGCUAUCCAACAGGAAGUAGGUUAUCGUAGAAGUAUGGUACAAAAGGGGGAAAUUACGGGUCUUGUCAGGACUACGGGAAGGCAUGAGAUUACCCGUUUGACUCUUUGCAUCACACCUGAAAACGUUCAUAUCAGACACUCAUGAUGCUCUUCGCAACUUCUUUGAUUGUUAGUCCGCUAAUACUAAGGUAUUUGACAUUAUAUACGGUUUGAUUAGGUACUUCCACUUGUGU